GGGGAUGGGCCAGUGUUUAGAUCUCCAUGCGGAUGUGACAUUUCAGAGAAGAGCGCGACCGCCAUUUUGAGAUUUACCUCAGACCCAACACAUCACAAGCCACGGGAGGAGCGGGGUUUACAGGCGGACACAGAGGCGACACAGGGGGAUGCACAGAGGCGUCAGCGGCCCCGAUUGUGUGCUCAUUUGGUUCGCAUCUCCACACACCAACACCAGUGCUAAUUCCGGAGUGGAAACUGGUUUGAAUGGAUAGCUUUUUCCUCCGCUCUUCCCCAGACGAGGGACACACGGAGGAGCACACGGACUGGGGCUACCGCAGACACUGUUGUUGAUGAACCAGUGUUUUCAUUGUUGCAUAUUGAGCACCAGAGACUGUGUUUGCUUGUGCAUUGCGUUGUCUUGCAGCCCCAAGUUGCACGGGGUAAAAAAACAAGUAAGGGAGGGUGCAUCGUGCAACUAAUAACACCUCCACCGGCGCCGAGAUUGGGCGAAUAGCGAGCAAAUACGUCCGCGUUUCUCUGCCCGCUCCCCACAAGGCCGAGGUCGAGACCCGGCCGCAGUCCUCCACCACCACCCCCUGCACCCCGGACUCCAUCCACCGAGCCCGGUUCCCCUCCGCCGCCGAGCCGACCCCAGACAAGGUCGAGGCCGCCAGAGACAGCAGGGAGAGCCGCAUCACGACCACAACAACAACAGCCACCGCCGCCAUGAACCACCACCACCACCACACGCAGCAGCAGAAAGCCGGCGAGCAGCAGCUCAGCGAGCCGGAGGACAUGGAGAUGGAGGCUGGUGACACAGACGACCCUCCAAGAAUCCCGGCCAACCCAGUGAUCAAUGGUAACGUGGCCAUGGCGGAUGGACACAACAACACAGAGGAGGACAUGGAGGAUGAUACCAGUUGGCGGUCAGAGGCGACUUUCCGCUUCGUAGUAGAGCGCUUCAGUCGCCUGAGUGAGUCUGUGCUCAGCCCGUCCUGCUUUGUCCGGAACCUUCCAUGGAAGAUAAUGGUGAUGCCGCGCUUCUACCCCGACCGGCCACACCAGAAGAGCGUGGGCUUCUUCCUGCAGUGUAACGCAGAGUCAGACUCCACGUCAUGGUCGUGCCACGCACAGGCCAUGCUGAAGAUCAUCAACUACAAAGACGACGAGAAGUCCUUCAGCCGCAGGAUCAGUCACCUGUUCUUCCACAAAGAGAAUGAUUGGGGCUUCUCCAACUUCAUGUCCUGGAGUGAUGUGACUGAUCCAGAGAGGGGCUUCGUCGAUGAUGACAAGGUCACAUUUGAAGUCUAUGUCCAGGCAGACGCCCCACACGGAGUGGCAUGGGAUUCAAAGAAACACACAGGCUAUGUUGGACUAAAGAACCAGGGAGCUACCUGCUACAUGAAUAGCCUGCUACAGACACUGUUCUUCACCAACCAGCUACGACGGGCGGUGUACAUGAUGCCCACAGAGGGAGAUGACUCGUCCAAGAGCGUCCCCCUGGCACUGCAGAGGGUUUUCUACGAGCUGCAACACAGCGACAAACCUGUCGGCACCAAGAAACUCACCAAGUCCUUCGGAUGGGAAACACUAGAUAGCUUCAUGCAACAUGAUGUACAGGAGCUGUGCAGAGUGCUCCUGGACAAUGUGGAGAACAAAAUGAAAGGCACUUGUGUUGAGGGAACCAUCCCCAAACUCUUCAGAGGAAAGAUGGUGUCAUAUAUCCAGUGUAAGCAUGUGGACUACCGGUCAGAGCGGAUAGAGGACUACUAUGACAUCCAGCUUAGCAUAAAAGGAAAGAAGAACAUCUUCGAGUCCUUCAAAGAUUAUGUUGCAACUGAACAGUUAGAUGGCGACAACAAAUACGACGCAGGAGAGCAUGGCCUGCAGGAAGCAGAGAAGGGAGUGAAGUUCCUUACCUUCCCUCCGAUCCUCCAUCUGCAGCUGAUGAGGUUCAUGUACGACCCACAGACCGACCAAAACAUCAAGAUUAACGACAGGUUUGAGUUUCCGGAUCAGUUACCCCUGGACGAGUUCCUUCAGAAGACAGACUCCAAGGACCCGGCCAACUACAUCCUGCAUGCCGUGCUUGUGCACAGCGGGGACAACCACGGCGGUCACUACGUCGUCUAUCUUAACCCAAAAGGAGACGGCAAAGUGAGUGUCAAGGAACCAAUAUGGUGUAAGUUUGAUGAUGACGUGGUGUCGCGGUGCACCAAGGAGGAGGCCAUAGAGCACAACUACGGCGGACACGAUGACGACCUCUCAGUGCGCCACUGCACCAACGCAUACAUGUUGGUCUACAUCCGCGAGUCCAAGCUCAGCGAGGUGCUCCUGCCAAUGACUGACGUGGACAUCCCCCAGCAGCUGGUGGAGCGUCUGCAGGAGGAGAAACGGGUGGAGGCACAGAAGAGGAAGGAGCGCCAAGAGGCUCACCUCUACAUGCAGGUCCAGAUAGUAACAGAGGACCAGUUCUGUGGUCAUCAGGGCAACGACAUGUACGACGAGGAGAAGGUGAAGUACACUGUCUUCAAGGUCCUGAAGAGCUCCACGCUGCAGGAGUUUGUCCAGACCCUCUCCCAGACCAUGGGUUUCCCACAGGACCAGAUGAGGCUGUGGCCCAUGCAGGCCCGGAGCAAUGGAACCAAGCGACCUGCCAUGCUCGACUACGAGGCUGACUGCAACAAGUCGAUGAUCGACUUAAGCGACAACGAGAACCCCUGGACAAUAUUUCUGGAGACAGUUGAUCCAGAGAUGGCUGCCAGCGGGGCCACAUUACCCAAGUUUGACAAAGACCAUGAUGUCAUGUUGUUCUUGAAGAUGUAUGACCCCAAAACCAGAAGCUUAAAUUAUUGUGGACAUAUCUACACACCUAUAUCCUGCAAAAUAAGAGACCUUCUACCAGUCAUGUGUGAGAGAGCAGGGUUUCAGCAGGAAACUAGCCUUAUCCUCUAUGAGGAAGUAAAGCCCAAUCUAACGGAGCGGAUACAGGACUAUGACGUCUCUCUGGACAAGGCCCUGGAUGAGCUCAUGGACGGGGACAUCAUUGUCUUCCAGAAGGACGACCCAGAGAACGACAGCAGCGAGCUGCCUACAGCCAAGGAGUAUUUCCGGGAUCUCUACCACCGGGUGGACGUCAUAUUCUGUGACAAGACCAUCCAUAACGACCCGGGCUUCGUCGUCACGCUGUCUAACCGCAUGAACUAUUUUCAGGUGGCCAAGACAGUAGCGCAGAGGUUGAACACAGAUCCGAUGCUGCUGCAGUUCUUCAAGUCACAGGGGUACAGGGACGGUCCAGGGAAUCCUCUCAGACACAACUAUGAGGGAACGCUGCGGGACCUGCUGCAAUUCUUCAAACCUCGGCAGCCCAAGAAACUCUACUAUCAGCAGUUAAAGAUGAAGAUAACAGACUUUGAAAACAGGAGGAGUUUUAAAUCCAUAUGGCUCAACAGCCAGUUCAGAGAGGAGGAGAUCACCCUCUACCCUGACAAGCACGGCUGUGUGCGGGACCUUUUGGAAGAAUGUAAAAAGGCAGUUGAGCUCUCUGAAAAAGGCUCUGAUAAGCUCAGGCUGUUAGAGAUAGUAAGCUAUAAAAUCAUCGGGGUUCACCAGGAGGACGAGCUGCUAGAAUGUUUAUCUCCGGCUGCCAGCCGCACCUUCAGAAUAGAGGAGAUUCCUUUGGACCAGGUGGACCUGGACAAGGACAGUGAAAUGCUGAUCCCUGUCGCUCACUUCCACAAGGAAGUCUUCGGCACCUUCGGGAUCCCCUUCUUGCUCAAGAUCAGACAGGGUGAGUCAUUUCGUGAGGUGAUGAGGAGGAUUCAGGCCAUGCUGGACAUUCAGGAGAAAGAAUUUGAGAAGUUCAAGUUUGCGAUCGUGAUGAUGGGCCGGCAUCAGUACAUCACUGAAGACGAGUAUGAGGUCAACCUGAAGGACUUUGAACCACAGCCAGGUAACAUGUCCCACCCGCGCCCCUGGCUAGGGUUGGAUCAUUUCAACAAAGCUCCAAAGAGAGGUCGCUACACCUACCUGGAGAAAGCAAUCAAGAUCCACAACUAAAAAGCAGCCCGCCCUUCCUCUCUGUCCUCCUCCAUCCUCCUCCUCCUGCUCCGCCUUCCUCCCUCCCUACUUUAACACACCAUAACCACAGACUGUAACCGACCGUGUGUGUGUUUGUGUGUGUGAGACUGUGUGUGUGUGCGUGUGUGUGUGUGCGUGCGUAUGUGUGCGUUCAUCACUUUUGACACCCUGCCUGGACACCUCUACAGCUCUACACCGACACUAUGUCUUCAGCGAUUCGGAUCUUGCUGCAGCUGACGGAAUAUCCUUAAACCACAAAAUAAACUGCACCAACCACCUCCUGACUGUUGAUUUUUGUUGUUUAUUUUAUUUUAUUUUUCAAUCGUCUCCCUCCAUGUUUGAGGCUGUUCGGUUGUUUUUUUUUGUUUUGUUUUCUUGGCUUCUCUACCUGUUGACUGCCUGUUUUUUUUUUUUUUUUUGUUUGUUUGCCCGUCAGGAAGUGAAAUUGGAUUUUAAUAUAAAAUAAGCGGAGAGGAGAGAGGAUGUGGGUCACAGUAUAAUUAAAAGUAUAUGUGUGUGUGUGUGUGUAUAUAUAUAUAUAUAUAUAUUCACAUAUAUACAUACAUACAUACAUAUAUGAAUUUCUAGACUUAGUUUUUGUUUCCAUCUCCCAACACUCACCGGCAUUUUUUCCCCUUCCGAUUUUUUUGGGGGUUGUUUUUAAAUAAAGAGUUGUUUGAAGAGGCGUUGUGCUGCUGUGUGGAAAGUUGGAUGGAAGGAUGUUUUUCGAGGACUAACUGACAGAAAAAAAGAGCGGAGAGGACCUGAAGGUCAUUUUUUUUGCAGCUGCAAACUUGCGUCUAUCCUGAGGCUCACUAGUUACCCUGAUGUGGUUCUUUAUAUUUUUUCUUGCUCCCAUCCUUUUAGUGCAACAAAGCAAGUAUUUCCGAGUUUACGCGCAAUUCUUUCUCACUUAGUUUGGUUGGAGGAAAAAUGAAUUCAUAUUUUUUUUUGUCUUUCUGCAGAUCUUGUAUAAUACAAUAACAAUCCACAGCAUCUGUUUAAAAAUAAAUGGGGGAAAAAAAAUAAGGAGGAUAUUUGUCUGUAUUUCAUCUUGCACGUAGGCACUUAAUGUCAGAGGUUUCUCAGGACUGACAAAUGUACAUUUUGGUUGUUUUUGAGUUGCUCAGUGACUUUAAAGGAACACGCACACACACAUGCACGGACAUUACCCCCUUAGCUUUCUCUUCCUUUGUUUUUGUUUUACAGAGGGGUUUAAUGUCUUGCUCAGUCAUUCCUCCUCUAAACACACACACACACACACACACACACACGAACACAUACACACACACACGAGCUUCGUCAUCUUCUCUCUUGUCGCCCCCUGGUGGUUGGGAGCAGUAACUGCGCUGUGCUUGCUAGAGAGCUGCAGACACUGGUUUGAAGAUUGUGUAGAGACAAAACCAGCAUUGUAAGAAACACUUUAAUCCCUAUGAAUUCGUUCUUUCUUUUGUUUCUUUUAAAGCACAGAUGGAAUGCUCCCCUAAUAGUGCAUAGCUGGCUCUGUAAAGACAACAUUUAAGAAUUGUAUAUUUAAAAAUAUGAACGUGUAAAAUUAAAGAGAAACACGCCUUUGUUGUUGGGUACAGAAGGAGCCAGGUGUUCAUAUUUCUUGUGUGUAGGGUUUUCUUUUUUUUGCGUUCCUGAUGUACCAUUGACGAUUUUUUUCUGUUACUUCUGGAUUUUUUUUUUCAAAACUAACUGCAUUGGUUUUGUCUUGUUAAAAAGUGCAGUACAAAGAUAACCUGCAGAAUCACACCUUAAUUUGAUCUUUUCCAGUUUAAAAUCCUCAGUGUAGCAGCAGUGUACGACAACUAUUCCUGUAUAUUGCCUUUUUGCUGGAAAAUGUAUGU
This is a messenger RNA of Anoplopoma fimbria (sablefish), 5914 nucleotides long. It is a transcript of the gene usp7, whose product is annotated as ubiquitin specific peptidase 7 (herpes virus-associated). Gene Ontology annotation, biological process: protein deubiquitination; regulation of protein stability. Lineage: Eukaryota; Metazoa; Chordata; Actinopteri; Perciformes; Anoplopomatidae. The transcript has 31 exons. The coding region runs from base 708 to 4040 and encodes 1110 amino acids. Gene Ontology annotation, cellular component: nucleus; cytosol. Gene Ontology annotation, molecular function: protein binding; cysteine-type endopeptidase activity; cysteine-type deubiquitinase activity. The record is from RefSeq and is a predicted model, not a curated record.